CGGUAGGCUCCAGCUCCAAACCAGUUAGUUACUCCAUGAGAGCCAAUUUAGCCACUAAAUGAAAGUGGUCAGACAGAUUUAUGGCUCAGAGUGCUUCACUCCAUCUACAUCGCUGUCUUUUACCCUACCAACUGGGCAGGGCAACAACGGAGCAUUCUAGGAAUCGUGAGUGCAGUAUGCACAUCUAGUUGGAGACCACCAUCACCUAUCCUCACUCUUCUCAUUAAUGCCCAUCCUCUUAUUUCUCUCGUGCUAAAAUGGUUCAUCGUCUUCCUUCACCUCCAUCGCCAAUUUAUCAUUUGAACUGUUUUCCAAACUUCAUUUCAAGACUUGGAUUCAAUAAGGCAUAAGGCCAGCAGUGUUGGGAUUCUGUCUAGUGUCUAUCUCAUCUGGGUGUCGUUUAAGCGUCUCAAAAUGCCGAAACCGAAAAUAACAAUUUAUAUUAUAUGAUAAAUGAAAUAACAAUUAAACACUUACUUCCUUCAAUUGAAAUUAUUAAAAAUUACUCAACACUCAGACAACAAGAAAUAAUCCACAAGUUCAUGGAGGCAUAGUUUAAUAGCUGACAAAGUUUUUGAGCAAUUGUAAAAUAUUGGGAUAGAAUAUUUAGUUUGUAAAUGAUAUUAAUUUCCCCUUUGAUACUGAUCACCGCUUAGCUUCAUCUAAAAGUGUUCACUUACUCCGUCGAUAUGUUCUCGAUACCUAACUUAUCAUGGAACCCCUAAACAAAGUGUGGCUAUCCAUCUUGUAAGAUGGAAUUUUACUUCAGAAUUUGAGAAUACUCAAAUCAAUCCCUCCUCAAUCGCGUCAUCAUCUUCGUCUCGAGUGGGUCUAGGAACUUACCUAACUUCCACUUAUUUUCCACUGACUAAAUCAGCCAGUAACAAGCACAGAGCGAGCCAGUGAUUUUCUUAACCACACCGCUCCCCAAGCAUUGCAUCGUCACUCGGGGAAACUAAGCUUAUAAUAAAUUCACUAAUGAAGGGUGUCACUGAGAAGUGAGAACAUUAGGUGAUGUAUGUAUUCCGAGGCCGUGUGCAUACAUAUAGAAAUCAAUACUACUUUUUCUGAGCCAAAAAUAUUGCUGGAAGUGGCUGCAUGACAGAAUUUGAAAUCGAUCUCAGCUUCUGCUAAUUCGGAUGCGUUGAAUGACUGGUGCAAGCGACUGGAUAUGCCGAGUCGUCGUCCCCUAACGACGUUCCGUUACUAUCCAGUCGGGUUGAAUCCCCUAGCGGGCGCCCGAUCUGUCUUCUGGCUGCGCUGGUACUGCUGGAUAUCUUCAUGUUAGUCUUUCCUCUGUCCUUUUCUACUUUCAUUCGCACCUUAGCUUAUUAUUAGUUCAUCCCCUUACAGCCAAAAGUUAUAAUCUAUGACAACUAUAUCAGAGCACUGCCAUAAUUCAAUGGUUGGAUGUUUAUGACUUUCAAUUAGCAGCUGAUCAAUGGGUUUUUGUUGAUGUGUAGCAGUAGUCCACGUCAUCAGACUGCAAGAUUCUUCGAGCUCGUCGAGAGACCACAGCUUCGGGAUGAUGAUGAGCUCGUCGGAUGACGACAUCGACGAUGAGAUCAACGACACCCAAAUAGCCACCCGCGACCUCCACAAAUUGAGCAGCACCAAGACCAAAGAGCGCUCAAGGCAGCGCUCAUCGGCGGACGACGCCGCCGCCGGCGAAAAAUGGAUGAAGGAGACCGCCACGUCCUCCACCGUCGUCGGGUCCCUCAUCAUCACCAUCAUGUUCACGGCCGCGUGCACCGUCCCGGGGGGGAACAACCAGGAGAAGGGCACGCCGAUUCUGCUCCACGACAAGGCGUUCAAGAUCUUCAUCGCCUCCGACGCUCUGUCCCUCUUCGCCGCCUCCACGUCGGUGCUGAUGUUCCUCGGGAUCCUUACGUCGCGCUACGCUGAGGCCGAUUUCCGGCGAUCGCUGCCGACCAAGCUGGUGAUCGGGCUGUCGACGCUCUUCGUCUCGAUUGCUGCCAUGAUGGUGACGUUCUGCGCCACCGUGAUGAUCGUCAUGGACCACCGGCCGUUGUACGUGGUUCCGAUUGUGAUGAUGGCCAGCGUUCCGGUGACGCUGUUUAUGUUCCUGCAGUUUCCUUUGCUGGUUCAGAUUUUCAGGGCGACUAAUUAUGGGCCCCACUCGAAUCAGUUUGACCGGAAGAUGAAGCCCUGGCUUUUGAGUCUUUGAACGGAAGAUUGGGGUUUUGUCGUUUGUUGAUUAAUGAAGUCGUGUUCAUGAAUAUAUAUUGUGUAAAUAUAAGGCAGUACACAACAUAUGUAGAAUCGGUUGCUAGUUGCUACUCAGCCUUUGUAAUCCGCUUCACUUAUUUGACAUUUUGUUUUGUGUUUUACGUUUUUUUUAGUUCAGAAUUUAAAGUUUAGGACAUGCCUAUGAUAAUUUGCAAAAUGAUAGACAUCUUCAACUAAGUUGUCUACCACUUGAGUCAACGAGGCUAUCGCUUCCGGAAAUGGGUCGACCUGAUGACACAUUUACCUUCAAGUGAUCUACCACUUGAUGUACCCGGUCUACUGCUUUCAACAAUGGGUCGACCUAUGACACACUUACCUUCAACUUACACCUGCUUGUUGGAGGAGAUAAAUCGCUUUGGCCAAA
Linum trigynum is the source of this 2614-nucleotide messenger RNA. Lineage: Eukaryota; Viridiplantae; Streptophyta; Magnoliopsida; Malpighiales; Linaceae. The record is from the annotation of a GenBank genome assembly.